Protopolystoma xenopodis is the source of this 222-nucleotide messenger RNA. Lineage: Eukaryota; Metazoa; Platyhelminthes; Monogenea; Polystomatidea; Polystomatidae. The record is from the annotation of a GenBank genome assembly.
AUGGCGAGACUCACUGACGAUUCCGGCGAAACGUCUGGAAAUGUACCACGUCCACGGUCCGACUUUGAAAAUGAUCAUGCACACAAUGGACUCUGGACUAGGCUCGUUCCUCUAAGUCUUCCUGCCAAUAUGACCGAGUUGCGGAAGCAAGAUCAAACUACCUCUGUACAACGAAAGGAGACUGCGACCAUACAAAAAGCCACACCAUCUGAGUCUUCAUAA